CGAUCGAUUGACUGUGCUGGAGGAGACCACUCGAGAGGCUGGAAGAGUGACAUAAAGAUGGCGAUGCCUUCCCAAGUGCAGGAGGAUGGGGAGUGGGAAGAGGAGGAGGAGCAAUUGGUUGUGGUGGAACUCUCAGGAAUUAUCGACCCAGACUUUCUGUUGAAAUGUAGGAAUGAGUGUAAAAUUGUGGGAAUAGACACAGAGCAGCCAAUUAUGCAGGUGGACAGAUGCGUGUUUGCUGGAGAGUAUGAAGAUGUGUUGGGAACGUGCGUGAUAUUUGAAGAAGCCUUUGAGCCAGAUCCUGAAUCAGAGGAUAAACCAUCACUCAAGUACAAAUGCCACACAGCAAAGAAGUUGCUAAUGAAGAGGACGUUCCUGAGUGAGAAGAAGGAGGGUGAAGAGAGCACAGGAGGGGUGGAGUAUUUGAAGAUCAAAGAAAACGAUUUCACGCGAAGAGCUGGUCUGAUUUGCAGCUUCCUCCCAAACCGCAGCAGUUCGAAGGAUGAUGGUGGUAGAGCAACAUCCGAAGGGGUCCUCGAUCCACUGGCAGUUCAGGACAAGGAGCUAUCUAAUGCCAGUUCAGGUUCAGACGGUGAAGCCAGUGACCAUGAAAGUGCAGACUUAAGCCAAGGGCUGGAAAGUUUCACAGAUGAACGUGCUGGUGUGAGCUGUGAGAUAAAACCAGAUCCUAACAGUAGUGUACAGGAACUUGGAGAACAGACAUCCACCGAACAAAAUGGGAAGUGAGCAACUGCUUUCUUCUCUAUUUUUACUGCGGACAACAUUCCCAACAAUUCCAUUUCAUUGGAAACCUCCCCUCUCUUCCUAAAGGUGCUAUUGCUGCUGUCACAAUGCCACUGCACCGACAGUUACCCAAUUUGUUACCCAACCAUAAUAACCAUGGUGAUGACUAUCAGCAGGCUGUAUGACUAAGAGUAUAUGUUAGCAGUCUGGUCCUGUUCAUGUGUGUGUAUACACUGGUAAGAAUGUGGUUAUGAACCAAGGAAAGCAUAAUAACUCUUUACAUUUUUAGUUGAAAUAUGUUUGAUAUUGUUUGUGGUUAGAUAGAGUAUUUUGAAAUAAUUUGUAGCUGUUCAGUAUCAUGGCCUUUACUUUUGUUUGUGAAUUGGUGAAUAUCUAUACGUAUUAAAAUUUCAGAGCGGCAUUAACUCUUGGAUUUGACAAUACUUAUUUAGUUUAAUUAAUGCACA
Messenger RNA from Hemiscyllium ocellatum (epaulette shark), 1211 nucleotides. RefSeq names its product general transcription factor IIIC, polypeptide 6, alpha (gene gtf3c6). The record is from RefSeq and is a predicted model, not a curated record. Lineage: Eukaryota; Metazoa; Chordata; Chondrichthyes; Orectolobiformes; Hemiscylliidae. The transcript is spliced from 6 exons. Gene Ontology annotation, biological process: transcription by RNA polymerase III. The coding region runs from base 58 to 747 and encodes 229 amino acids. Gene Ontology annotation, cellular component: transcription factor TFIIIC complex.